UUCAGGCCAUUUGUUCCAGAAUGUCCGGUCGGGCACCAGCAGGGAAAGCGUCGAAGAACACGAAGGGCAAGUCUCGUUCCUCGCGGGCGGGACUUCAGUUUCCCGUGGGGCGCAUUCACCGGUUGCUGAGCAAGGGCAACUACGCCGAUCGAAUCGGGGCCGGUGCCCCGGUUUACAUGGCAGCCGUUCUGGAAUACCUGACAGCCGAGGUGCUAGAGCUGGCGGGGAACGCCGCUCGCGACAACCACAAGACCCGCAUCACUCCCAGACAUUUGCAGCUGGCUGUUCGCAACGACGAGGAGCUGAGCAAGCUGCUCUCGGGUGUCACCAUAUCCGAGGGCGGCGUGCUGCCCAACAUUCCGCAGGAGCUGCUGCCGAAAAAGAGCGGCGGGAGUCAGCCAUCUCAGGUCGGCCACAAAGGAGGUGACGGGGCCGGUUCAAGUCAGGCCUACUAACCUCAUCGGACGCUCCGUUUAACGGCACCGGUGUUUAAUAAAAUAAAUUGCUUUUCCUA
Molecule: messenger RNA, 514 nt
Organism: Rhipicephalus sanguineus (brown dog tick)
Lineage: Eukaryota; Metazoa; Arthropoda; Arachnida; Ixodida; Ixodidae
Product: histone H2A-beta, sperm
Exons: 1
Coding region: 21-455 (144 amino acids)
Cellular component (GO): nucleosome
Molecular function (GO): protein heterodimerization activity; structural constituent of chromatin; DNA binding
Source: RefSeq, a predicted model, not a curated record